AUGUCUUCCCACCCACCUCAAACUCUACUCAAAGCUCUCCUCAAAACUACUACCGACGAUAUCAUCCCCCUUACAGCUCCCGCCGUCGCAGCUGGCUGCAAAGUGUUUGGCGCUGCCGUACUGCGUAGGGAUGACCUUAGCUUGGUGAUUGCGGGGACCAAUCAAGAGACAGAGUCGCCUUUGCUUCAUGGAGAAAUCUCGUGUAUCCAAAACUUUUAUGCACUCCCAAAAGCCAAGCGACCAGAUGCGAAAGACUGUGUGUUCUUUGCGACACAUGAGCCUUGUUCUUUAUGUCUAUCAGGGAUAACGUGGUCCGGAUUCGACAACAUCCAUUUCCUUUUCACCUAUGAAGACACCAGAGACGCGUUCAGCAUUCCGCACGACAUCAAAAUCCUGGAAGAAGUUUUCCGGGUCCCCUCCCUCUCUCCCCACGAAGAUUCCUCCCAGCUCGCCCAGCGUCCAUUGUACAACAAAACGAACCAUUUCUUCUCCGCCUUUUCCAUCGCCGACCUCAUUGCCGACGUUCCACAAGGGGAAAGAGCCGAGUGGGAGGCGAAGGUGAAAGCGGUCCGGGAUCAGUAUAAUGCUUUGAGUAGCGUAUAUCAGGAAGGAAAGGGUGGGGACGGGAUUCCUCUAGCUUGA
Messenger RNA from Cryptococcus wingfieldii CBS 7118, 642 nucleotides. Its product is annotated as CMP/dCMP deaminase zinc-binding protein. Gene Ontology annotation, molecular function: catalytic activity. Lineage: Eukaryota; Fungi; Basidiomycota; Tremellomycetes; Tremellales; Cryptococcaceae. Bases 1 to 642 code for a protein of 213 amino acids. The transcript has 4 exons. The record is from RefSeq and is a predicted model, not a curated record.